Bursaphelenchus xylophilus (pine wood nematode) is the source of this 357-nucleotide messenger RNA. NCBI's taxonomy places the organism in Eukaryota, Metazoa, Nematoda, Chromadorea, Rhabditida, Aphelenchoididae. The record is from the annotation of a GenBank genome assembly.
AUGGCGACAAAAAAGGCCAAUGUCCCGCCUCGGCCCGACCCGCCAUCUCUUAAUCAGCGGCCGAAACUGGCGGCAAAACGGCCCAGAACUGACCAAUUAGACGGCGGCCCUUUGUGUGGCGUCUCUCCCUUCCGCGCACUCUCUCCUCGCUCCGUCUCCGCCGUUUUCCCACGCCCUUUCCCACACUCUCGCACCGUGCACUCGCCGGACGAGAGACCGCACCGUGCAAUGACCGGUGCGAGACGGAAAAAACGUCUGCACGGUGCGAUGAUUCAAACCCCCCGCUUUCCCGCCAAAAAACGAGACGGCCUAAGGGCCGAAAAUGGAAAGUGCAUAAGAAAUGGCCAGAGGGUCUGA